This is a messenger RNA of Vigna unguiculata (cowpea), 1399 nucleotides long. RefSeq names its product phosphatidylinositol-glycan biosynthesis class X-like protein. Lineage: Eukaryota; Viridiplantae; Streptophyta; Magnoliopsida; Fabales; Fabaceae. The record is from RefSeq and is a predicted model, not a curated record. Gene Ontology annotation, cellular component: endoplasmic reticulum membrane. Gene Ontology annotation, biological process: GPI anchor biosynthetic process.
GCACACACUAACACCGUUAACUCUCCUCACGCGCGCAGACAACACUGACAGUGCCUCACAAACCUAACGGCCCAAUUGCACCGCACCCUCACAAACCUCACGAAUCACCCUCACAUUAAAUCACUGCGCCAACUGAACGAUGUUGUGCGCUGAAGCUCAACUGUGCCAACGUGUUUUCUGUGGAAAAUUUGUUUGAAUUGAAGAUUCGUAUUUGUGUUUCUCACUGAAUCUGCAUCUAACAAGAUCUUUUACAGGGCUGCGACUUAUUAUCUCUUUUUACCCUAACUUUCCCUUCCAUUCUAAAAUCAAUUCAGUUUCUUCAUGGCAACUAUUCAAUCCUUCGUUCAUUUAUUAGCAUGGGUUUCUUUCAUAUGGUCACCGGGAAUUGCUCAUUCACUUUCACCUCCGGUGGUGGAUUCUCCACAUGCCAAACAAUUUUCUCCCAUCAAUAAAUUUCUGAUGCAGUCCUAUUAUGACAGAUACACCAAUUUACACGAUUCCGAUUUCGAAAACUUUGUGUCUCAAGAAAUCACUUCUGGCUUGUGUGAACAUGAUCUUGUUUGGAGAUUGUCGGAUCUAAAACGCAAUCUUACUGGUGAAGGUUCCCAUCGUAGUGUGUCUACAUUGAUCAAAUUUCAAAGCCAGCAGUUAAAGUCUCUGUCUGAACUGUUGAGUCACUCAUGUGAACUCAUAAUUAUUGAAAGACUUCCUUCUGGAGUUUUUGCUGACCCAUUUGAGUUACAGCAUUUUGUUCAGCGUGGUGUGUUCAGCGACAUAGCUGUCUUUGGUGAUACAAAUCUGGAGCUGCCUUCAUUCUUGUCCAAUCGUUCUGCUGUUGAAAUUCACUUAGUUGUAGACCCAAAUAUAUUGCAAGACCCAACUGAUAUCAAGACUGAGCUUCCCUUGCAUGCUCGAUAUCAAUCUCUGAAUGAAAGUGGGUACUCAACAGUUGAAUUUGGUGCACCGGAUAUGUUAGUUCGCUGCAGCACAAAGGACAAGGUGGAAAAUCGUUGCUUCUUGAAAUUGGAAAAAGGUGAUGCUAAUGUCUACGGCAGUCGUAUUGUUUGGAGAAUACCUUCUGGAAUAAAGACGCAUGCUGGUCUUGUUUCUACCGUUACAUUUACUGCAGCUUUGUUAUCGACUCUUGCAAUUGUUGCUGCAUCAUUAUUUCAAAUAGAUGAUUUUAAAAAGAUUUAAGAAAAUCGCACGGGAAUAUUGAUUUAAAGAAAAGAAGAGAGGCACGAGAUGAAAGGGGUGAUCCAAAUGUUAACCAUAGGGUGGCUAAAAACAAUUAAUAACAAAUAUUAAAAAAUAUUAAAUUAUAAUAUAGUUACCUAAAUGUAUCAGCAUGCCUUUAACCUACGUAUAUAUUGAGAUCAAUUAGAGUCUUAUUAUUUUU